Messenger RNA from Peronospora matthiolae, 981 nucleotides. The record is from the annotation of a GenBank genome assembly. Lineage: Eukaryota; Oomycota; Peronosporomycetes; Peronosporales; Peronosporaceae.
AUGGCUACAGUAAAACAUGCGACGUGGUACGACGAGGAGCAGGUCGAGGAAGUCCUGGACGACGAGCCCAUGCGGAUUAGAGGCAGAAUCUUUCUAGGGUCCAUUGACGCUGCACGAAACGAGGCGGCGUUGAAGCGGUUGCGCAUUGGUGGAGUGCUCGCGUUGCUUGGUAAAGGGGAAGCAGAAGCUGCAGAAUCGACUCAGUCGACUGCAUCUGUUGGAUAUAAUGAGGAGCUGCUGAGUCGUUCGAGGAUCGAUGUGGAAAUUGAAGACUCGGAGGAUGUUGACUUGCUGCGGAUGUUGCCGGGUGUACUGGCUGAACUGGAGAAGCUCGUAGCAAGAGCUGAGAGAGACGACACGAACGUGCUGGUGCAUUGCAUCGCUGGUAGAUCGCGUUCUGUCUCGGUGGUCGCAGCAUGGAUGCUGGUGAGUGAACCUCAGCAGCAGAGUAUACAAUGUGUUGUUGACCGGAUCAGACUCAUCCGCCCAUGGAUUGAGAUCAACCCGUCGUUUUUGCAGGACCUGCACCUGUUCCAUGCCGUGCUGAAGGCAAAGGACGGGUCGAUGCUGAGAGCUAAAGAUGCGAUGCUGUUGACGGACCGAUCAUGUCCGCGACUAGACUUUGGUGCGAACCUCGUCGACAUGAUUCUACGAGGCACAAAGGCGAUCACGAUGCGUCUUUUGUCCGACGUUGAAGGCGAUCGUAACUCGGAUCUGGGCGCCAUCUUCUCGCACUCUGUUGUUAUGGCAACGACGACAACGACUGCUGGUUCACCAACAAGAAUCCGAUUCGCCUACUUGCGAAUCGAUCGGAUUGAAACGCAGGAGCUUUCCGCCCUGAACAAAGCUACGCUUCGCAAAUCCGGAUUUGAUUCCACUGAAGAGGCUCUGGCUGUUCUAAAGCAGUUCUACCCAAACGUGACUGCCACGACGCCACUGUUGAUACUGCAUUUUUACAAUCUGAAUCCACUGAACCUCUAA